Messenger RNA from Triplophysa rosa, 1434 nucleotides. RefSeq names its product cofilin 1 (gene cfl1). Lineage: Eukaryota; Metazoa; Chordata; Actinopteri; Cypriniformes; Nemacheilidae. Gene Ontology annotation, molecular function: actin filament binding. Bases 132 to 629 code for a protein of 165 amino acids. Gene Ontology annotation, cellular component: actin cortical patch; actin cytoskeleton; cytoplasm. The record is from RefSeq and is a predicted model, not a curated record. Gene Ontology annotation, biological process: actin filament fragmentation; actin filament severing; cell motility. The transcript is spliced from 4 exons.
CGUUCCCAUCUGUCUCACGGCCACGCGCAAAAGGGCGCGUCCGUGAAUUGUUUCAAGUGUGCGAGACCGAAGGACUGCAUCACUGCUCAUUCAAUUUCUCCCCAGACGCCGACUAGCACAGAGAUACAACCAUGGCCUCCGGAGUUACAGUUGAUGAAGUCGUGUUGACGGUCUUCAACGAUAUGAAGGUCCGCAAGGCUCAGGCCAGUGAGGAAGAGAGGAGGAAGAGGAAGAAGGCCGUUCUCUUCUGUCUGAGCGAGGACAAGAAGCGGAUCAUUAUGGAGGAGGGCAAAGAGAUCCUUCAGGGAGACGAAGGAGAUCCUUACCUUACGUUUGUCAAGAUGCUUCCAUCUGACGACUGUCGCUAUGCUCUGUAUGAUGCCACAUACGAGACAAAAGAGACCAAGAAGGAAGACCUGGUUUUCAUUUUCUGGGCCCCGGAAAAUUCCCCAUUAAAAAGUAAGAUGAUCUACGCCAGUUCCAAGGAUGCCAUUAAAAAGAAGUUCACAGGUAUUAAGCACGAGUGGCAAGUGAACGGUCUGGAAGAUAUCAAAGACCGAAAGACCCUUGCUGAAAAGCUUGGCGGAGCAUCAGUGAUCACUCUCGAGGGGUUGCCUCUGAACGAUUGAGGCUGACACAUUUCAGGGGUUAGCGGUUCAUUCCAACAUAGGUGGGGCAGAUGGGCUAGCACAACUGUUGUGGGGCCACUGGGUGGGUAAUUGUGGGUGGGGAGGGUUGAGUAAAAGUGACAGUUUACAAACUCCACACAUGCAGGAAAAUGUAGGCUGUCAUUCCAGUUCACACAUACAAUGAACAAAAACACAAAAAAGAAAAAAGAUCUUAAGACGAAGAUGAAGGACGAUUAUAAAAACAAAGUAAUAUAACUGUAAAUGUGUAUGGACAGGUUUUUGUUCUUUCUGGGUUCCCUUAGAUUGUUGAAAGGAAUAAGACGGCAGACAUUACAUUACAGCUAUUCAAUCCUGCGACAUACUGUUUGUUCAACAAUUACAGCUUUUUUUUUGCCAACCUACUUGUUCAGUUUUCUAAGUAUGUAUGUGUUGAGACUAGGUGUAGUACAAAACAAUUUACUCCAAAAUCACAACGUAUUGGACCAUUCUGAGAACACGGUUAUCCCCCUGUUUUAUUUUGAGCUCACAAGUUGUUUUAAUGCAAUUCCAUCCAAUUUAUAUAUUUCCAAAUGUAAUUCAAAACCAUGGCACUGGUGUCAAAAAAGUGAACACAUUCCUUAUACCUGUAAAAUCUGGGACCUGGAGGGUGAGCGGUCUGUGGAUGAAUUGGAUUGAGUGAAGGUCGCGGAUCAGGUUAGAUGGGGAGCGAUAGGUUUGGACAGCCUGUGUACAGAGCUUUGAUGGAUAUUGGUCAGUGGAUGUUUUGUAUCGUCUCCUUAUCUCUAAUAAAAAAGCACUAAACAAC